Ricinus communis (castor bean) is the source of this 3568-nucleotide messenger RNA. RefSeq names its product anaphase-promoting complex subunit 6. The transcript has 18 exons. Gene Ontology annotation, molecular function: protein binding. The record is from RefSeq and is a predicted model, not a curated record. Lineage: Eukaryota; Viridiplantae; Streptophyta; Magnoliopsida; Malpighiales; Euphorbiaceae. Gene Ontology annotation, biological process: cell division. Bases 1221 to 2855 code for a protein of 544 amino acids.
AACUUUGUACAUAAUGUAUAUUUAUUUUUAUUUUUUCUGUAAAUAUCAUUUCCUUUUUUCUUUUUUAUUUCCAGUAUUUUGUAAAAGAGUUGGAGAACAAAAACAUCCCGCGCAUUCAGAAACCCUGGUGUCUAAAACCUCACUCAACUCGACCCACACUCUCCAUGUCUCUCUCUUUCUCUAUUCCUCGGCGUUUCACUGGGUCGAAAGCUUUAUAUCAAUUAGAAAGGGGACUAAACAGGACUCGCUACGAGCGUUGUUUCUGUCUACCCCUCACGUGCUUUUUGACCUCCUCUUUUCUUUAAUCCACGGAAAACAGCCUGGUAAGGGCUGUACAAGGGAACGAGAAAGGGGUUUGAUAAGAAAGAGUUUUGGAAUGUCCCGCUUAGUUAACAAACAUUGAGUUUAGAGUCGGGGCAGCAUGGAUACGAGACCAUUGAAGUGAAGUUUGGAAUCAUUGUGGUUUUCUAUCUUCAGAUUACCAAAUCACCAAGCCUUUCAGCGAUUCGACGCGCGGCCUCAUGCCGGAUCCAGAUAGCCUUUUCUCGGUACUCAACCGCUGGGUUUUUUUGGUUGGUUGAUGCCUUUAGCUGCGAACCACACUGUCUUCCUUUUUUGAUGUCAGAUCAAGAUAGCUUUCGAGUUGUUCAUUGCAUUGCCUCAGUAAGCCUUCGAGUUCUCCAAGAAAACAAGAAUGCGGGGAACUUCUUUUUUGAAAUAUCUUUGAUUAUUUACUCCCCUGGAAACUCGGUAACUACUCUUCCAGUUUAUGAACAACGAAUGUGUGGAAGUCGAAUGAGGAAUAGUCUCACGUUUCCGUUCAGUGGUUCAGCACAUCGGAUCUUUCAGUGGAUGUAUCGGGUUUGAAAGUCUCUCUUUCUCCUGCUGCCAUUGGAAUUGUGUGUUCGUCUCUCCUCAGGGAAUAUAAGGUUUUCAUGAGGCUGAUCGUGAGCCGCCAUCCAAGCCCGAAUACCUUCGUUUAAGAGAAUAUUUUGUGUAGAAAGUCUCAAAUUCAGGAUCUUCCGCCGCACGGAUUUCCUGAGAAACGAAGUCAUAGGAUUUUUUUUUUUCAACACUAAACAGCAAAAUCAAGAGAAGCAAAGCCAAACGACAAAUCAAGACGUUUUCUGCCAAAAGGUUAAUUUUGGGUGAUUGUACAUUGCCCAAAGUUCAGAGAGCAAUUGCUACCUAAGCCUCCCUUAACUUCCAAAAUCCAAAAGAUGAGAGAAGAGCAGAUAGAAAAGCUUCGAGGAGUAGUGCGUGAUUGUGUGAGCAAGCACUUAUACUCAUCAGCCAUCUUCUUCGCAGACAAAGUAGCCACUUUCACCAACGAUCCUGCUGACAUUUACAUGCAGGCUCAAGCCCUCUUUCUCGGUCGUCAUUAUCGCCGUGCCUUUCACCUCCUUAACGCUUCCAAGAUCGUUCUCCGCGACCUGCGCUUUCGCUACCUCGCUGCCAAAUGCCUUGAGGAACUGAAGGAAUGGGAUCAGUGUCUACUAAUGCUUGGUGAUGCUAAGGUUGAUGAACAUGGAAAUGUAUUUGACACUAAAGAGUGCAAUGUCAUGUACUUGGAUAAAGAUGGAGAAGAUCGUGAGAUCAACAUAUCUUCAGCAAUAUGCUUUUUAAGAGGUCGGGCUUAUGAAGCUCUAGAAAAUCGUUCCCAAGCUCGUCAGUGGUACAAAGCUGCUAUCAAGGCUGAUCCUUUAGGUUAUGAGGCUUUGGAAUGCCUUGUUGAAAAUCACAUGCUUACAUGUGAAGAAGAAACAAGUCUGCUUUCAACAUUGCAAUUUGGUCCUGAAGAUGAGUGGCUCUCUUUGUUCUAUUCCUGCUUGGUUAAAAAGUAUGAUAAAGAAAGUAUUAUAGAAGCCAAAUUUAAAGAGCUUGAAAAAGAAAGCGAGAAUGGCAACCCUUCCAGCGCGAGUUUCAUGCAUACUUUAAAGAAAGAUACUGAUCUGCUUGCCUGUAAAGCUGAAUACUACCAUCAAUGUGGCGAAUAUAACAAAUGCUUUGAACUAACGUCUAUACUACUCGAGAAGGACCCUUUCCAUUUGAAAUGUACAUUGGUGCAUUUAGCUGCUGCUAUGGAGCUUGGGAAUUCAAAUGAGCUUUAUCUUAUGGCAUGUAAUUUGGUGAAGGAUUAUCCUCAAAAGGCUCUUUCAUGGUUUGCUGUUGGUUGUUACUACUGUUGUAUCAAGAAGUACGACCAAGCACGGCGCUACUUCAGCAAGGCUACAAGUUUAGAUAGAACCUUUGCACCUGCUUGGAUAGGCUAUGGGAAUGCUUAUGCUGCUCAAGAAGAGGGUGAUCAAGCAAUGUCGGCAUACCGCACUGCUGCUCGUUUAUUUCCUGGGUGCCAUUUACCAACGAUGUACAUUGGGAUGGAGUACAUGCGAACCCACAGCUUUAAGCUUGCUGAGCAGUUUUUCAUGCAGGCCAAGACCAUUUGUCCUUCAGAUCCUUUGGUGUAUAAUGAAUUGGGUGUUGUUGCUUAUAACAUGAAAGAGUAUAAUAAGGCUGUGCUAUGGUUUGACAAGACGCUGGCACACGUUCCAUCUUUAAGUUCAUUGUGGGAACCAACUAUGCUGAAUCUUGCUCAUGCAUACAGAAAGUUGAAGAUGUACCAUGAAGCAAUUUCGUGCUAUGAGCGAGCACUUGCAUUUUCAACUAGAAGCUUAAGUACUUAUGCAGGCCUUGCAUACACUUAUCACUUGCAGGAUAAUUUUACUGCUGCAAUUACACAUUAUCAUAAGGCUUUAUGGCUUAAACCAGACGAUCAAUUUUGCACUGAAAUGUUGAGUUUGGCCCUUGUAGAUGAAGGUCGCUGUGGCAUAGACCCAAAAAUUGAAUUUCACUGAAAAGGGAGCUUAAUUGUGAUGAUGCUGUAUUAUUCAUUCAUUUCAUGUUGUAAUGUAUAUGAAUUUAUUUUGCUAUGAUUCCUCAAUAAGUCUUAUCUAAUUGAUAGUUGUUUUAUGUAUUAUUAUUAGAAGAAGAAAUUCUCAAAUUUUAUCAUUUGCAUGGGUCUAUCCCUGACGGAAUUAUGCAAGCUGUAAGCCUCAACUUUAGCGGCAGUGAUAACGUUUGCAAUGAAUUCAGGAACCACGAUGGUGAUUGGCUUGGUGGCUUCACGGCUAACCUGGGUGUUUGCACUGUUAUGAUGGUGGAGCUUUGUUGUGUAGUCUAUAACUUGAGAUUGGCUUGGUUUGACAAAGGGGCAAGGAAGGCUGCGCUUGAGCCUGAUAACUCGAGUCUUCUGCAGGGGGAUGGCUGCUUACAGAAUAUUUCUCUAGUUAGAGACAUUUGGAAGAUGCUCAAAUGGGACUGGGAAGUAAAAUUAGGUUUGGGGCAAGUCAAGUAAAAUAGGGUGGUGGUGGCGGCAAUACAUGGUCUUAGGGGUCUAACGGUACCGUUUAACUAAAAAAAAGGUGAUAUGUUAACAUGUCUCACGUGUAGAUCUUUUACUAUAAACUUAAAUGUUGUGUCUUAUCUUUUCCGGUUUGGUGUUUUUAUCACAAUACUUUAGGAGUUGAAACUUCUCAGUAAUACAAAUUCAAAAAUCUUUAAUCUUUUA